GGAACCCGGAAGAGCAUGCUGUCUUCUUGCAAGGAGUGGAAGAGGCUUUGCAUUUGCAAUGAGAAAAGGCCUGUCUUGGAUGAGAAUCACGGACAUGUGACGGUUUGAGAAGAAACGGCUGAGAAAGAUUGGCGUCUCCUCCGCCAUCUUGCAAAAUGUCAGAAGCACGCAAAAGUGUUCUGGAAUUGGAGGCCUUUUGUGUGGAAAAGUCUCCUCCAGCUGCCUAUUAUAUUCCCGAUUUCAUCUCUGAGAAAGAGGAAGCCUAUCUCCUCCAAGAGGUUUAUGGGGCCCCAAAGCCGAAAUGGACUCAGCUAUCUGGACGGAGGCUGCAGAACUGGGGAGGGCUGCCCCACCCAAAGGGGAUGGUUCAAGAGAAGCUGCCCCCUUGGCUCCAGACCUACACAGAGAAAGUCUCCUCCCUUGGCGUUUUUGGAGGGGAACAGGCCAAUCACGUCCUAGUAAAUGAGUACCGUCCUGGUGAAGGCAUCAUGCCUCAUGAGGAUGGACCAUUAUAUUUCCCUACCGUUACAACCAUCAAUUUAGGGUCUCACACCCUCCUCGAUUUCUACCAUCCUGUCAGCAGAGGGCAGCAAAUGGAAGUUGAAGAGGAGCUUUCCCUGCAGACAGAAGAGCAGCGCCACUUCCUAUCCUUGCUCCUCAAGCCCCGGAGCCUCUUGGUCUUGCGGGAAGACAUGUACACCCAUUACCUUCAUGGUAUCCGCUUCGUCACAGAGGACACUGUUACAGAGCAAGUGGCUAAUGCAUCCAUGUGCGGCUCCAAACUUGGAGACAGGUUGCAGCGGGGGACGCGGGUGUCGCUCACGAUCCGCCACGUCCCGAAAGUACUGAAAACCUCUAUUAUUCUGGGCAAAAGGAAAUGACUGUUUCGCUUUGCAGGGUGCAGUGUUCUUCCAAGCAAACCAAAAAAAUCCCAUUGUGUGUAGAAAUCUUAGCAUGCCAGGGAAGUAGAGUUCUCUUUCUGACAUGCAGGGACUGCUCUUUGCCACGAAUUACGGGUAUGUUUUUUGUUUUUUUUUAAGAUUCUUGGUUCAAUAUGGAAAAAAAAUACUCCAUUUACCAGUCUCCGCGCACGUCUUCAGUGACUUUGCUUUGCUGUCUGCGGCUUGUGAGAACAACCCCCUAAAUGCACAUGAUUUAUGCAAGAGCAGCCACUAGCAACCACAAAUCUGCAUGCGCUAUCAGGAAAGGGAGGAACAGUAUGUGUGAGAGAGAGACAAGAAUAGUAAGCCCUGGAGACAAAGACAAAGGAGGAGGAGGCUAUGGCAGCAGCUUUGAUACAUACUGUAUAUACACAUGUAUAAAUUGACCUUAUGUAUAAGUCGAGGGCAGGUCUUGAGACCAAACGUAUAGAUUUUGAUAUGAUC
This is a messenger RNA of Sceloporus undulatus (fence lizard), 1385 nucleotides long. It is a transcript of the gene ALKBH6, whose product is annotated as alkB homolog 6. NCBI's taxonomy places the organism in Eukaryota, Metazoa, Chordata, Lepidosauria, Squamata, Phrynosomatidae. The record is from RefSeq and is a predicted model, not a curated record. The transcript has 7 exons. The coding region runs from base 156 to 881 and encodes 241 amino acids.